GAAAUAGGUAUCCAAAAGCGUCUCAUAAACUUAAAAUAUAAAUAUACAUAGAAAAUUUGUUUAUUUGUUAUUGCAUUUACAUUUUAAUUGUAAUGAUUAAGUGUACAUUUGUUUAUCAAUCAUGAAAUUUAUUGAGUGCUUAUUUUUAAUUUCUUUAACUUUAAUGCUAUGUACCGCUGCUCUUGGACAACAAAAUCCAUCUAUAUCUUACAUCACAAAAGAGCAAUAUGCAAAUGUUGGGGACACAAUUGACCUUCAUUGUUCUGUACAGUGGGCCUCUGGAUAUCCAGUUCUUUGGGUCAAAGUUGAUAACAAAACUGGUGCCAAUUCUAUAAUAUCUAGUGGUAGUACUCAAAUCAUUCCUGAUCAAAGAUAUUCAAUUCGUCAUGAUGAAGCAAGUAGCACAUAUACCUUGCAGAUUACAAAAGUUCAAAAAGUGGAUACAGGAUUGUAUCAAUGCCAAGUAGUAAUUGCGUCAUCUAGCAAGUUAACUGAAGAUUCUUGGGUCUAUAUUAGAAUUCCUCCAGCGAUUCUGGACAACAGCACACAAACAGUUCAAACAACAUCAGGAGCAGCAGUUUUCUUACACUGUUAUGCUACAGGAUAUCCAGAACCAAAGGUAUCUUGGAGACGUGAAAACAAUGAUAUCUUACCCACAGGAGGAGCUGUCUAUCGGGGAAAUAUUCUUGCUAUCCACAAUAUUAGUAAACAUGACAGAGGGACUUAUUAUUGUGUGGCUGAUAAUGGUGUUGGGAAAGGUGCUCGACGUCAUGUUGGUGUUGAGGUGGAAUUUGCACCUGUAGUGUCUGUUCCUAGAAAAGUUUACCGCCAAGCAUUAGGAUAUGACAUGGAUUUGUAUUGCCAAGUCGAAGCAUACCCGGAACCAUCUAUUUUAUGGCUUAAAGAGCAGCUCCAAAUAUUUGAUAACCAAAGAGAGCAUUUUAUUACAACAUUUAGUUCUGAAUCUGGUUUUCUUGAAACGAAACUUAGAGUGGCUGCUAUUGAAGAAGAUGAUUAUGGUGUUUAUACAUGUAAAGCAAUAAACAAGUUAGGUCAAGACAAACAGUUUAUUACCCUUGAAGAAUCUUAUUCAAUUGAAUGCCCACCAGCUUGUGGCUUGUCAGGUUCCUUUUCAUUAGUGAAUUCCAGAUCAUAUGCAUUAAUAGCUAUUGCUGUUCUUCUAAGUAUGAAAACAUUAGUUUCAUUGGCCGUUUUCCUCUGAUUAUGGUUUUACUUCUAUUCAUAGUUUUUAUUUCCAUUUAUAAAUCUUUACUGUCAUGAUCAUUUUGUGAAUAGACAAUUGAAGAAGUCAUAAAAAAAUAAUAAUACAUUCUUCUACUUUCAAACUAUUUAAUAAACGGAGAUGCCAAUAAAUACAAAUACUAGGUUUUGUUAAUAAAAACAAUUUACGUAAACUUUAUUAACUCUUUCUUAUUUUUUUCAGCUGUUUAAUUAAUGCAUUCAAUUAUAAAUCUAGGAUUUUUUUAAAAAUUUAAUAGUUAUCAUGAGUAUAAAUAGUUAUUGGAAAUCAACCAUAAUUCUGUUGAAAUUUGUCUAUUUUGAAAUACGUUAUUUUUUGAAAAAUUAUUUACAGGUAUCAAACAAAGAGUGUUAAAAAGGUUAAGUUGGCAUCUUUGUUUAUUGCUAUCAUUAAAAGAAUAAUUUAAUCAAUGUUUGCUGUUUAAUUUUAGAUGUCAUUUACAUUUAACUGACUGAGCAUUUAAGUCCAUAAAGAGUUACCUGUUUUUUUCUGUCAUAAAAGUAGUUUUCCUCCUUGUUAUUCAAAGGGAAAAUUGUCUUUUGAGGAGAAAUUUCAAUGCAAACUAACUUUAAUGCAAAAUGCUUGGUUCAAUUAAGUAAAUUGUUGUGAGUUAGUCUUUCAAAAUAUUUUUAUUUUUUAACAAAAGGGAGUAAUCUUAGAGUAAUUACCCAAUUUGAAAAUUUUGUUACUUAAGAAAUUAUAUUAGAAAGUGUUAUUCAUACAUUCCGUAUCAUUGUUAAUGUAAUUCCUAUUCAUGUAAACUCCAUACUUGUUACCUAUCAUUGUUUUGUUGCUAUUUCUUUUCCGUUAAAUGUUUUUAUUUUUAUGGCCGGUGUUAUAUACAUUUUAUUUUACAAAUUAUGCAUGUACUUUUAUACUGAUUAUGCUUUUUUAAUACUGACUUUCGUUGGAAUCAUCUUAUAUUAUUAUCUUCUAAUUACCUGUGUUUAUUGAAGGGUUAUGAAUUAGUAUUCGAAAAAAAUUCCUCUCUGCAGUUUUGGUUAGUUGCAAAUUAGGUCUUGCAGUUUUUGGUAAACAUUAGGUAAAAACAAGUCUUUCAUAUAAUGAAAAUUAUUUCAAUUUUUUUUUAUUAUUAUGUGAACACAUAUUGAAUGAAUUUUACGACCAUUAACUUAUCGCCAAACUAUUUAUUACUUUAAUUAAUUUAACAAAUUAAAAAGUGUAAUUUAUUAUCUGAUGUAAUCCCUGUGUAUUAAAAUUAAUUAAUUUAUCAUAAAACUAAUUAUGUAUUAAAUGUAAUUUAAUAAUAGUAUAAAAAUUAAAAUGCAUAGUUUAAAAUGAAUAUUUAUACUUAGUAACAAAUACUAUACUUUCCAAAGAUUCAAUAAAAAUAUUUAUUGAGCAUAAGUGUAGGAGUUAAGCAUUCGGAUAAAUCUGGAGUCAUAGUUGAUUCUGCUGACUACACAGCUUCAGUUUAUGCUUAAAUACAUCUAUUUAUAAUUAUUUUAAAACAAUGUUAACUGCUUUUAUUUUACUACUAACAAGGUUGGUAAAAAUUAUGAUUUCUUUUUAAAAUCCAGAAGUUUUGCCAAUAGUAAAAUUUAAAAAAAAAAUCAUUAUUUUUUUAUUUAAAUAAGAUAAUUUUCUAUUUUUCUAUGGUUACUUAUUAAAGCUAUGACAAAAUGCAUUAACGAUGCUUAAUAUUGUAUCAUAACAAUAUUUUAACUUAAGUACUUAAUAUUUCGAUCUAAAUUGAUUAAAAUUGUUUCAUAAUGAUUACUGACUAAUCACGAAAUAAAUUAAAUCAUAGUUCUUAUUAUUCAAGCCUCAUAGAUUUGUAAGGACAAAGAUCCAAUUUGUCCGUUCAUUAUCCAUUGCCCAUUAAUUAUCAAAAAAUUAUCUUAUUACUCUUUCUUCACUAUUUAUAUCUGCGAACUAAAAUUCCAAAAUGUUGAAAUGUACUUGUAUUUUAAAUAAACAUAAAAUUAAAAAUAUAUAAUUGAAAUAUGUUUAAAAAAUAGCAAAUUAUUUAACAUAUAGCUUACAUAUAUUAAAAAAGUUUUAUUUAAAAGUUUCCUGUAACUUUUAGUGCUUCUUUAAAUAUUUUAGUCUAUUUUGAACAUCAAAACAUCAAAUAAUAGUUUCCAUUCAUUUCCCUCUCAUUAUUUCUUUGGUCAAAACUUUCAAUAUUACAUCUUUAUUAUCAUAUUAGAUCCAAUAUUAGAUUCGAACUGUAGAUUAUUUCAAUUCUAGAAACUUUCAAUUUCAAUAUUCAAUCAGACUUUUAAAGGCAUCACAAGCUUAAGAAUAUAUAUAUAAAUUAAACUGUGUUAUUAAACUGAUUUAUAAAUUAAAGUGUAUAGAAAAUAUUUAUGACUCAAAUCAAUGAUUUAAAAAAUAAAACCAUAUGAUUUAAAAUCAUGAUUUAAAAAAAAUUGACUAAAUCAAAUAUGCCAACUAAGAAAUUAAUGCUUUAAAAAUGGUUUUAUUAAAUCAAAUUUUGUUAUUCGAGCUAUUAAUCAAACUUGCUCUUUAUAAGGUGUUGGUUGUUUUAUAUGUGUGAUAUUUAAUCAAAAUAUUUUUGUUUGGGUUUUGGUUUAACAUUCAUCCCAUUCAAGUUAAACAUUCCUGAUUUAUUUACUUAAUUGCUCAAGUGUUUUUAAAAUUUUCUUUUUUCAUAUAUAUUUCUAUGGUAUGGUUGAGGUUUUUGUAUGAUAUGGCUUCAGCUAGUGACACAACUGUGGUUUUUUAGUGAUCUGAAUUUACACAUUAAUUGAUGCAGAAAGUUUUUGUAUUCUUUCUUUUUUAAAGUACAUUAAGUUUUAUUUUUUUCACACUUUAAACGUUUUGUUAUUUUUGUGAGAAAAAUUUCUUUUUGUUAGCUAUAUUUACACCAUGAAU
Molecule: messenger RNA, 4123 nt
Organism: Parasteatoda tepidariorum (common house spider)
Lineage: Eukaryota; Metazoa; Arthropoda; Arachnida; Araneae; Theridiidae
Product: lachesin
Cellular component (GO): neuron projection
Source: RefSeq, a predicted model, not a curated record